Dromaius novaehollandiae (emu) is the source of this 3782-nucleotide messenger RNA. It is a transcript of the gene HPSE, whose product is annotated as heparanase. The transcript is spliced from 12 exons. Gene Ontology annotation, molecular function: hydrolase activity, acting on glycosyl bonds. Gene Ontology annotation, cellular component: extracellular matrix; membrane. Gene Ontology annotation, biological process: angiogenesis involved in wound healing; cell-matrix adhesion. The coding region runs from base 86 to 1699 and encodes 537 amino acids. The record is from RefSeq and is a predicted model, not a curated record. NCBI's taxonomy places the organism in Eukaryota, Metazoa, Chordata, Aves, Casuariiformes, Dromaiidae.
GCGGCGCGUGCGCGGCGGCAUCAGCCGGAGCAGCGCGGGUCGGCGCGGAGGCGAGCGGGGCCCCUUCGCCGCCGGGGCUCGGAGGAUGCUGCCGCUGCUGCUCUGGCUGCUGCUGCUGCCGCCGCCCGCGCGAGCCCCGAGCCGGCCGCCGGCUGCCCCGCGCGGGUCGGAGGUGGCGGUGCUGAGCCUGGGGCUGCGGGGAUCCCCUCUGCGGGAGGUCAGCCCGGCUUUCCUGUCUCUCACGCUGGAUGCCAGCCUGGCCCGAGACCCGAGAUAUGUCACCUUCCUGAGCAAUCCCAAGCUGCGCACCCUCGCGAAAGCCUUGUCCCCGGGCUUCUUGAGAUUUGGUGGCACCAAAACGGACUUUCUGAUUUUCGAUCCCGACAAGGAUUCAACUUUGGAAGAGAAAAUCAUUUGGGACCUUCAGGUGAAGCAAGAGGCUUGUGGAUUAAGAUCUGGCUUUUCGGCCGUCGAGAAGCUACUGCUUGCCCAGUGGCCCACCCAAGAGAAGUUAAUUCUUAAGGAGCAGUACCGGAAAAAGCACAAAAACACCACCAUUACAAGAAACACAGUGGACAUCCUGUACAGCUUUGCAAAUUGCUCACAGUUUCAUCUCGUCUUCGGGCUCAAUGCCUUGCUGCGGAAAAACGACCUGCAGUGGGACAGUUCCAACGCUCGGCUGCUGCUGGAUUACUGCGCGUCUCAGAGGUACAACAUGUCCUGGGAACUGGGGAACGAGCCAAACAGUUUCAGGAAGAAGUCUGGCAUUUACAUUGACGGUUUCCAGCUAGGACAAGAUUUCAUUCGCUUACGUCACCUGUUGAACGACUACAGCCUCUUCCGGCGGGCGAAACUCUACGGUCCUGACGUGGGGCGGCCGCGGAAGCACACGCAGAAGCUGCUGCGGAGCUUCCUGAAAUCGGGAGGGAAGGUGAUUGAUUCUGUCACUUGGCAUCAUUACUAUGUAAAUGGACGAAGUGCUACAAGAGAGGAUUUCUUGAGCCCAGAAGUGCUGGAUACCUUUGCCACAGCUAUACAUGAUGUCCUUGAGAUUGUCGAUGGAACCGUACCCAGUAAAAAGGUGUGGUUAGGAGAAACCAGCUCAGCAUACGGAGGUGGAGCUCCCAAACUGUCCAACACAUAUGUCGCUGGCUUUAUGUGGCUGGACAAACUUGGACUUUCAGCCAGGCAGGGAAUUGAUGUGGUGAUGAGACAGGUGUUCUUUGGAGCAGGAACCUAUCAUCUGGUGGAUGCAAACUUCGAACCUUUGCCAGACUACUGGCUUUCACUGUUAUACAAGAAUCUGGUUGGCACCAAGGUGCUGCACGUUAGCCUGAAGGGAGCCGACCAGAAGAAGCUCCGCGUGUACCUUCAUUGCACAAACAUCCACCACCCAAAGUACAGAGAAGGGGAUGUUACCUUGUUUGCUUUAAACCUCUACAAUGCUACCAGAUAUUUGCAGCUACCUGACGGCUUGCUUAGCAAGCAUGUAGAUGAAUACCUUCUACUACCUCACGGGAAAGAGAACAUACUUUCCAGGUCUAUUCAGUUGAAUGGCCGUGUCCUAAGGAUGGCGGAUGACAAAAUGCUGCCGGCACUUAAUGAAAAACCCCUUGGUCCAGGGAGUAUUCUCGGCCUUCCAGCUUUUUCUUAUGGGUUUUAUGUUAUCAAAAACGCCAAAGCUACUGCUUGCAUCUAAAUGUCUACUACACACUUGUGGGAUAGCUGUAGUAGCAGUUAGCUAGUAAUUGAUACUAGAAAUUCACAUUUCUAUAGUGAGAUCUAAUUCUGGCAAUCGAUUCAAAUCUGCUGGUGGCACUGGUAUUGUUUGUGGGGUAGACAUGAAGUCAUACUGUAUAGUUUGUACGUAAAACACAUGCUUGCUGGGCUUCAAGAGCAAAUUUUCAAGUAGAGGAGCCUCAGAUAGAGGGGUUUUUUUUUCUUCGUCUGGCCUGCAUCAGUACAUUUGAUAGCAAGACCCUUCUCUAAUCCGUAUGUUAAACUGCAUAUGUUUUUUUCACACUGCAAUUUCAGGUCUGCCAGCCAGAAACUUCACCAUUCCCUUAUUUCCUGGUUUAUGUAAGCACAGUUUUCAGAGCAGCUGAUCUAAAAACUUUUCUUCAGAAAAGGUUAGGACAGUUUUACACACACACACACACACACACACACACACACACACACACACACACACACACACACACGCUAUGGACCUCUUUGAUCUUAAGGCUGCUCACAACUCGGCUUCUCUCGUUCGCUGGCAAUCACUUCGGGAGGGACAAAAAAAAGCCAGGGAUGCAUUAAAAAAAGAAAAGAAGGUGGAAUGUCUGCAUGGGAAUUGCCAUCAGGUAAAAUGCCAUUCAGAGAAGUAAAAGCUGCCAUCAGAUUUUAGGCAGCUCCCUGGCCGACAUAACUUGUCCACACCUGUCUCCUAAGUUAUGAUAGUCAGGUCACAAGAUGGAGCCCUGCAUUUUCCAAACACACGUUUCUUCACAAAUAAAGCACUGUUGCUCCUUCAGAACAGCCUGCAGUCAGUAUUGCUUUAAAAGCCGAUCUCCUAGGGAGGAGAGGGACGCGCCACUGCUCCAGGAAACACUCUUUUCCCAUGCAGGACAGUGCUUUGCAUAGUGAGGGCUCAUGACUCCAUUGAAUAAUGCAAAAAUCAUCACCUUUGAAGCAGCUUUUAUGGUCAGGAGCUUGCCUAGUUGAAGAAAAUUCAGCUUCACAUAACUGUGCUUUUUCCUCUCUAAGUCAGUCCCGAAGGCUGAUUUUUUUUUUUUUUUUUUUUUUUUUUUUUUGAUCGGGUGUCUCUUGUCCUGUCCUUAAGGAGAAAUGGGAGCCUAAAGCCACUGAAGUCAUGAGAAAGCUUUCAGUGGCCUCUGUAGCAUGCUGAGAAUAAAUCUGGCUGCCAGAUAAGCCAACACAUUUUCCGCUGCUGGGAUGCAGACGGCACCUCGUUGCCUUACUGAGCCACGUAAAGACUCCUUUUUCUAGGAGAGAGAAGUUUCAGCUAGACAUUUCUGCUCAUGGUCAGCUCUCUGAGCCACUUAUUUUUCUCUCUGCACAUGCUUCUCCAGUCGCACCUUUUUGUGGGUUCAGUGUACCACAGGCUCCUUUUUCUCUCAUAAACAUACUGUAAAUGCGCAAGUUAGCAAAAGAGGUCGAAGUGUAACUAUUGUCUCUCACAGGUGUUUGGUUGCAUCCGCUUUUCUUGAAAAUAUAACCUAUGCUAUUCCCAUCUCCUUAUGAUAUUUUGAGCACAAGAGCAGAAAAUAACACACAACUGCAUUUCCCCUCGUAAGCUUUAAAAGGGUGCUACCAGCUAAAUGGAGUUCCAGUGCAGGGUGGCAAGGAGGUUGAAUUUUUUUAAUGAAAAGGUGUUAAAAACACAAAAUUGAUAGAUAGGCUUAUGAAGCUGUUAUCAAAAAUGGCCAUAAUAUAUAGGUUGGGUUUAACUUCAAAUGCGUCAAAGGUAUAUUUGCAUCUCCAACAGAGAGCAUUGUGCAAAGGCUUAUAUACCAGCAAGUAAUACAGACCAAAAAGAAAAAUCAGGGAGGCUAAGUUUUUGUUUACAUUGCCCAAGCUCAGCAGAAGAAGUAAGUCGACGCAUAAGGUGAUAGAGAAAAAAAAUCUUAGACCUGUCAAUAUGAAGUGUUACAGCUUAAACAUAAAAUUUAUUCUUUGCCUGGUAGCUUCUUUUUAGAACUUUCUAACAGCUUUGUUUAUUUUAAUGCUUGUAUAUGACUUUUAUAUUUGAAUAUUUUUAUUAAAGUAAUUUAUACCAA